Molecule: messenger RNA, 1960 nt
Organism: Pygocentrus nattereri (red-bellied piranha)
Lineage: Eukaryota; Metazoa; Chordata; Actinopteri; Characiformes; Serrasalmidae
Gene: rab18a
Product: RAB18A, member RAS oncogene family
Exons: 7
Coding region: 129-731 (200 amino acids)
Molecular function (GO): GTPase activity; GTP binding
Source: RefSeq, a predicted model, not a curated record
ACCAUUGAACUGAGUUUCAAACUCGUGAAGAAGUGAGAAACAUCAACAAAACAAACCUGUUUAUGGAGCCGGUGUUGUUUGUUUUUCUGAACAAUUAAAGAGAGUAAAGUUUCUUUACCUUAUUAAAGAUGGACGAUGGAAUACUGACUACUUUGAAAAUAUUAAUUAUUGGAGAAAGCGGAGUUGGGAAGUCCAGUCUUCUGUUGAGGUUCACAGAUGACAUGUUUGAUCCAGAACUUGGAGCAACAAUUGGUGUUGAUUUCAAAGUGAAGACAAUUGCUGUGGAUGGGAACCAGACAAAGUUAGCAAUUUGGGACACAGCAGGUCAGGAGCGUUUUCGGACCUUAACACCCAGUUACUACAGAGGAGCCCAAGGUGUUAUAUUGGUAUAUGAUGUCACAAGACGAGAGACGUUUAGCAAACUGAGCACCUGGCUGAAUGAAUUGGAGACGUACUGCACACGAGACGAGCUUGUCAAGAUGCUUGUGGGAAAUAAAAUUGAUAAGGAGGACCGUGAGGUGGACCGAAAUGAAGGCCUGAAGUUUGCUAGAAAACAUUCCAUGCUUUUUAUAGAGGCCAGUGCUAAGACACGGGAUGGUGUGGAGUGUGCCUUUGAAGAGCUGGUGGAGAAGAUCUUGCAGACUCCAGGGCUGUGGGAGAGUGAAAGAAAGACUAGAGUGCACCUGUCUGAACAGCCUACACAGCCUACAUCAGGGGGCUGUUACUGCUAACUGCUCUAACUCACUGACACACAUAGACAAACAUAAUCAUAGCAGGUCAGACAGGCUCACAGACAGAUGCACAAAACAAGUAUGAGUAUUGACAUGUGUAAACAUACUAUGUAUUUUUGACCUUUUAAAUUGUUUUAUAGUUUGCUCUGUCUGCAAUUGGCUCAGGGUAGUCUGCGUCAGCACACAUGCAUAACGGCAGUGACAGAUUCUACAUGUACCGUCUGUUAUUAUGGUAACUGGUGGUAAACAGUGAAGUGUGCACUUGUAGGCGUUGGUGGCAAAUUUUUUGGGCAACAAAAGUGAACUCCUAAAACUGAAUCCUUUCACAGACAUGGCCACAUGGCCACUAUAACGGUGGAAAAAAUGUUAGUUGAUGUACCUAGGACCAUUUAUGAGCACUACAGUGCGUUUGCCUUUUUAGUUUGUGUUUCUCAUUUAUUGAGUGCAAAACACUAAUCAGUAGAUAUCAGUCUCGCCCACUGCUUGAAGACCAAGUGGUGUAGAGUGGAGAGUAGGCUAAAUCUAUUCUCAAGAAAAAGCAUAGUCAGUUUGGAGAAAUAAUGACUCGUAACAAGUAAAAGUACCUAUUCAAAAACUUAAGUAGAAGUGCAAAAGUAAAUUGUAGAAGUGCAUUGAAACUUCUUAGUACAUCAGUCUAGGAACUGCUUUUUUUAGGCUGUACUCUUCUCUCUUUUGGGAUCUAGUUGGUCUAAAAUAAAAGAUUGUAUUUUAUUAAAAGUUUAGUACACACAUUUGCAAGUUUGAACACCCCUGGUCAAAUGACAUGUUCACAAAUCCCCUACAGUGAAAAAACUUAGCAUUUUAUGCAAAUCUUCUGCACAGUUUCUGUUUUGUUGCUGAGUUUAACUUUAGCACAGGCCACAUUCUGUUUUUUUUUUUCCAAAAUGUAAAAUUCAGAAAAUGAACAAUCAGUGUGCAAUAAAUUAUGCUCAGGUGUGGUCUCUGUAGAGUGUGUAUACUUACUUUUGCAUUUUUUUUAUCUUGCACAACGAUACUUUCAGAAUAAUGGAGUCAUGUUGGACCUCUACUUCGCUGGUUUUAUCAACUUGGCCUGGCUGCUUAAAAAUGCGAAGUUGAAGGCUGUAUAAAUCAAGCAGACUGACACCACUGAUUUAUACUGUGUAUGUCUUAUAAAAAAAAAAAAAGAUAGUAAAAAGAAAAUAUGACUGAUGGUUUAUCUCUACCUUAAGUAGUCAUCCAGGCCAUCU